Molecule: messenger RNA, 524 nt
Organism: Oppiella nova
Lineage: Eukaryota; Metazoa; Arthropoda; Arachnida; Sarcoptiformes; Oppiidae
Source: the annotation of a GenBank genome assembly
AUGACACCAGUUUGUGAUUGGUUUGUGAUUUGGACACCAGUUUAGGGGUAUAUAAGCAUUGAGUAGACAUAGAGAGCUCCCAUUGACUGAAAUUUUGAUUUCGCUAUCAUUUGAAGUGUUGUCAAAGUCUUACCCAAACCUCCGAAGCAAUGCCUCCCCAACCGAGUGGUAAAGCCGUGAAGAAGGCCGGAAAGGCCCAGAAGGCCGUCCGCGCCGGCGAUAAGAAGAAGCACCGGAAGAGGAGGAAGGAGUCCUUCUCCAUCUAUAUCUACAAAGUGCUGAAACAGGUCCACCCGGACACUGGUAUCUCAUCGAAGGCCAUGUCAAUCAUGAACUCCUUCGUGAACGACAUCUUCGAGCGCAUCGCCGCCGAGGCCUCCCGUUUGGCGCACUAUAACAAGCGCUCGACAAUCACUUCCCGGGAGAUCCAGACCGCUGUGCGUCUCCUUCUGCCCGGAGAACUGGCCAAACAUGCCGUCUCUGAGGGCACCAAAGCUGUCACCAAAUACACGUCAAGCAAGUAA